AUGGCCAACCAUAGACAUUUUUCUGCAGUACUCAAUGUACUGAAAGCCACCGUUGUGCUACUGCUACAAUGUACAAAAAUCCGUUCUGUAGUCGGAGUUUCUCUAGCAACGCAAACAGCAGGAAGGUGGAAUCUUCUUUUGAAUAACACUGGCGUGAUAGCCAUGCACAUGGCUUUAACACACUACGACACUGUUGUUAUAUUUGAUCAAACUAGUGCUGGGCCGUCUGGAUAUCGACUCCGACGACGAUUUGGGGGAAAAUUAUGUACAACGUCUGAUGCUGACAUGAUAGACCCCACCUGCUAUGCCCAUUCUGUGGAGUAUGACAUUUCAAAGAACCAAGUCAGAGCUCUCCGAAUUUCUUCUGAUACCUGGUGCUCCUCUGGUUCCUUCCUGAGCAAUGGGACGUUAUUACAAACAGGUGGUUAUGGUAGCGGGUCUCGAAGAAUCCGCAACUUCAGACCUUGUAAAGACCAUCAUUGCAAUUGGAGUGAAUCCAAUAAGUUGUUAUCAAAUGCUCGUUGGUAUGCUACAACUAUAGUCCUUCCCGAACACGAUCGGUUAUUUGUGGUGGGUGGUAAGAGAACCUUCAAUUAUGAAUUCGUUCCAAAAAUGGGGAAAGAGAAGUCGUAUGAUCUCCCAUUCUUGCAUCGGACUUUUAACAAUCGUGAGGGAGGAAACAACCUCUAUCCCUUUGUUCAUCUCUCCACUGAUGGGAACUUGUUCAUUUUCGCCAAUAGAGACUCUAUUCUAUUCAAUUAUAGACGAAACAAAGUGGUGAAGACAUUUCCUCGAAUACCUGGUGGGGGAGCCCGGAACUACCCUGCCACUGGCUCCUCAGUGAUGCUCCCAUUAGAUCAUAGAAACAAGUUUCAAUUGGUCGAAGUCAUGGUAUGUGGGGGCUCUGUUACCGGAGCUUACAGAGCAGCACGACGUGGGCAGUUCAUGAAAGGUCUGCGAUCAUGCGGAAGAAUGGUGAUCACUGGGAACAGACAUAAAUGGAAUAUGGAAAAUAUGCCAGAACCUCGGCUCUUACACGAUAUGCUAAUCCUUCCCACGGGCAAUAUUUUGAUCAUCAAUGGCGCUAAAACUGGUUGUGCAGGAUGGGGGAAUGCAAGAAACGCGUCCCUUCGACCCUAUCUCUACAAGCCCAAAAACCAACUGAACAGAAGAUUCUCAAUCCUGAGAUCAACUAAAAUAGCAAGAAUGUACCACUCAUCAGCGAUCGUUCUCACCGAUGGAAGAAUCUUAAUUGCCGGUGGAAAUACCCAUAAAAAUUACACAUAUAGUAACGUACCUUACCCAACAGAACUCAGAUUACAAGCAUAUCACCCACACUACAUUGAGUCAAAAUACAACUAUCAGAGGCCAAAAAAUGUGACGAUACACUACGCUCGCGGAGAUUACGGCAUCAAAUAUGGUGGAGAGUUCACGGUUCAAUUCAAAUUGGGGAGAAGGAGGAAGGAAGAUGCUAUAGAAUUUAACGUUUACGCCCCGCCAUUCGCGACCCACUCGUUUUCGAUGAAUCAAAGGUUGGUGAAACUAAGGAGGAAGAGAAUGAAGAGAGACGGGAAUGGGGAAUGGAUGAGUGCCGUUGUGGAGGCUCCGCCGUCGGCAAAUGUUGCACCGGCGGGUUAUUACUUGUUGACGGUCGUUCAUGGAGGAAUUCCCAGCGUUUCUCGGUGGAUAAGAAUCAUACAUUCCUAA
Molecule: messenger RNA, 1707 nt
Organism: Cucumis melo (muskmelon)
Lineage: Eukaryota; Viridiplantae; Streptophyta; Magnoliopsida; Cucurbitales; Cucurbitaceae
Product: aldehyde oxidase GLOX-like
Exons: 1
Coding region: 1-1707 (568 amino acids)
Source: RefSeq, a predicted model, not a curated record